GAAAUUAAUUUCGAAACAGUUUCUAUAGGUUCUAAGCAUUAGCAGUAGCCUACUCGUACGUAAAUUUUACUUUUUUAUACUAAAUAUGAAUGCACGUAUACAAAUUUAUGUAUAUUUACCUACAAACGACUGUGCAUUUGUAUAAGUACACAUGUGCAUACGUACGUACAUAUAUAAGCUAUAGAGCGAUCUCGAUAAUGCCAAGAGUGCCAACUGCAAAGAGUGCCAACUGCGUCAGUGAUUAGUAUAGUAUGUCUACGUAUGCGAGUUGAUUACUCUGCUGCUGAAAGUAAUCGAAUCAAUUCUUCGCGGAAACAAAUAAUUAAUCGCCCGUAAAAAUUAGUCUGGAGAAGGCUCGCUGAUAAAAGAUUGAGCAUUAGUGAACAUUUGGAGUUGCUGGUAAGAAGGAGUAAGUGCUAAGCACCAUCGCAAGAAGUGCGAGGAACGAUAAAUAUGUACAACCAUGAUAAAGCGUAGUGUCUAUGUGAUGACUGAUGAACGUACAAACUGCAGCUGAGUCGCUAAAAAACCUCUGGAAGAAAUUGACUUGACUUGCCCUCGACUAACAUAUCGUAGACUCUGCCUCGUCACUGCCAACGGACAAACGAACGUGCACACAAGUGUACGCGCCUAGCCAACUACUUGGAUCCGUUUCGACUUCGUAUUUGUCUACGACUCUCCGCUUUUGUAAUAUAUCAAGCCUGUAGGAUAAUUCCAUUGCUACGAGGAGACAACCGGGAUAAAAAUUGCAAUCAAGAAACUACAUACUCUCGACGUUGAAAUAAUCGAUAAUUCAAGGACGCUCUAACAGGCUACAUUAUUGACGUUAUUUUUCGAAGUUCUAAGCGUAUUGUAGGUUAUUCGGUCGUAUAAUUAACAUGGAAAAAGACGAGGACUUGGGGGACUUCAGCGGGAGCAGCGGUGCUAGCGGUGAACAAGCGGACAAGUCGAGCGAGGUCGUUGAGGACAAGUACGGUUGCGAACACUACAAGAGAAAAUCGAAAUUUGUGACCCCUUGCUGUAACAAAGUUUAUACAUGUCGUUUUUGUCAUGAUGAGCAAGAAGCUCAUACAGUUAAGAGAAAAGAAGUUACAGAGUUGAUUUGCGUUAUAUGUGAGACUCGUCAACCUGUACAGGCAACCUGCCAAAAAUGCCAUGUACGCUUUGGCAAAUAUACUUGCCUUGAAUGUAAUCUUUUUGAUGAUGAAGACAAGAACCAAUAUCACUGCGAUGGAUGUGGAAUUUGUAGGCUUGGAGGCAGAGACAACUUUUUCCAUUGCGCAAAAUGUAAUAUGUGUUUGCCUAUCCAAUUACAAAAGGGUCACAAGUGUGUAGAAAAUGUUUCACAUGCCAAUUGUCCCGUGUGUUUGGAAGAUAUUCAUACCAGCCGCAUUCCCUGUCACAUUCCCGACUGUGGACAUCUUCUACAUCGCACCUGUUUUGAGGACUUACUACAUUCUGGCCACUAUGCGUGCCCGACUUGUCAAGUAUCUCUACUUGAUAUGACUGAUCUCUGGAGUUUCUUAGACAGUGAGGUUUCUUUGACACCUAUGCCGCCUGAAUAUAAAGACUAUAAGGCUGAAAUAUUAUGCAAAGAUUGUCACGAGGAAACAACCGUGAAAUUCCACGUUGUCGGACUGAAAUGCACAAGAUGCGGUAGCUACAAUACUUGUCGGAUCAAGGGAUCACCUUGCCUAGAUACAUAUGGAGAGCCCUUAAAUGAAACGCAGAUGACAUACGUCUUGUAUAAAAAUACCUUUAAAAAAUAUGAUCCAGAGUCUCUGGACGUGGCACCUGGUGGUAGUCGAUCAGGCAAUGGAGAGGAGUCUCAAGGAUCCCAGUCGCAGUAGCAAAAAGUUGGAAGGCGUUGGUCAACUGUAACGGUUCAUUCCUUAUGCAUUAUUCUCAGGCGUUUCUUUCUGCACAAAUAAAUUGGUAUAUCAACUCGACAUUGCAGUAGGGUAUUGCGUUAUUUUAAAAUGUGCGUAGAUACCAAUAUGUGUUCACCUAAAAUUCAUUCACUAUGGAUUUCGUUUCUACAAAUUUUUGUUUGUCUCAUUUAUCAACUUCGUAUAGGAUCAUGUUUCUCAUCGCAAUAUAAUCAUAAAGAUGCAUCAAUAAUAGUAAUUGGCACUGUUUCGACUUGAAUUCGUUUCUUAUAGUCACGAAAAAAUCAUCUUGACAAUUCGAAAUCUCUACUAAGAUACUUUAGUAAUGCACUAAUGAUUUGUGCCAUUUCCGCUCUGACCGAUUUUUUUUAAAUUUUGUUUUAUUUUUUCAAAGAUAUAUGACGUAAGCAUACCCUAUACAGUUGUGACACGCAAUCGCUAUCCCUAGUUUCAAACUAGAUCAAAUUAAUAAAUUAGUACAAUUUUCCAAGAACCUAAAAUAUUCUUAGAAAGCGUUUUAUUAUUUUAAUUAAUAGUCCUAGUAGAAAGAAAAAUGAUAUUUAUGAAUGUCACUUAAAUAAAAAUCAUCUAUAUGCUU
Molecule: messenger RNA, 2487 nt
Organism: Phymastichus coffea
Lineage: Eukaryota; Metazoa; Arthropoda; Insecta; Hymenoptera; Eulophidae
Gene: Rchy1
Product: RING finger and CHY zinc finger domain-containing protein 1
Exons: 6
Coding region: 879-1850 (323 amino acids)
Biological process (GO): ubiquitin-dependent protein catabolic process; protein ubiquitination
Cellular component (GO): nucleus
Molecular function (GO): ubiquitin protein ligase activity; zinc ion binding
Source: RefSeq, a predicted model, not a curated record